AUGACUGCCAAUGUGGGCGGGUGGAGUGGUGGUGGUGGAGGAGGAGCGGGCUGUGGCGGCAGCGUGGCCGUGUGCCGGACGAGCGGGUCGCGGUGGACGCCGACGUCGGAGCAGCUCAAGAUACUGAAGGAGCUCUAUUACGGCUGCGGCAUCCGGUCGCCCAACUCGGAGCAGAUCCAGCGCAUCACCACCAUGCUGCGCCAGCACGGCAAGAUCGAGGGCAAGAACGUCUUCUACUGGUUCCAGAACCACAAGGCGCGAGAGCGGCAUAAGAGGCGACUCACCAACCUCGAUGUCAACACCUCCGCCGCCGACGCCAGCCACCUCGGUGUCCUCUCGGUGUCGCCUUCAGGCGCGGCCAUGGCGUCUCCCUCCUCCACCUUCGGCUUGUACACCGGCAAUGGCGGCGCCUCGGCUAUGCAGCUGGACACAAGUGCCGGUAGGGACAACACUGCCAUGGCCACGGAGACAUGCUUCCUGCAGGACUACAUGGGCGUGAGGAGCACGGGUGGUCACCAUGGCAGCACCGGCCCCACGUCGCAGUGGGAAUGCUUCUCGCCGUCGGCGGCGACGACGCUGGCGCCCGAGACACUGCCGCUCUUCCCCACCGGCGACAACACCCACCCGCGCCCGCGGCACGGAGGCCCAAGCGAAGCCAUCCGCGGCGGCAGCUACCUGCGCAACCUCCCGUACUGGGGUGACACUGCCACAACUGCCACUACCACUUCAGUUACAAUCCAGCAGCACCACCAGCUGCUGCAGCUGCCAGAGCAGUACAGCUUUUACAGCAACAGCCAGUUGCCCACCGGCCAAGAUGCAUCAGCAGCAGCAAGGGUAGGGGCGUCCUUGGAGCUCAGCCUCAGCUCCUGGUGCUCCCCUUACCCUGCACCUGCAGGGACCAUGUGA
Messenger RNA from Phragmites australis (common reed), 906 nucleotides. RefSeq names its product WUSCHEL-related homeobox 1-like. Gene Ontology annotation, biological process: plant organ development. The record is from RefSeq and is a predicted model, not a curated record. Lineage: Eukaryota; Viridiplantae; Streptophyta; Magnoliopsida; Poales; Poaceae. Bases 1 to 906 code for a protein of 301 amino acids. The transcript is spliced from 3 exons. Gene Ontology annotation, molecular function: DNA binding; DNA-binding transcription factor activity.